Molecule: messenger RNA, 1938 nt
Organism: Pocillopora verrucosa
Lineage: Eukaryota; Metazoa; Cnidaria; Anthozoa; Scleractinia; Pocilloporidae
Source: RefSeq, a predicted model, not a curated record
CAUACUUGAACAAGAGACACAGGUUCUGGAACGUGGACUUUGAUUCUGAACGCUGAAGACCGAAACUAAUUAACUCGGAAGGUGCGAUGACAUGGAACAUUGCCACACAGAACAUCGGAAAUAUACCCUAAACAACCCAUGAAUCCGACGGUGGCAUUGAUGAAUGUAUUUCUUAUCAUCUUCAUUGCUUCAUGUAUGUUAAGAAGGGUAAAUUGCCUCAAAUGCUAUGAAUGCAAAGGUCCAGAUGAUGGUCGACCGUACCCACAAGAAAUGUGCGAAAGAGAGUCAACCAUUAUCACUUGCUUAAAUCAUUCACUUUGCGGCAGAUACCUCCACAGGAUUAAAUCUGGGGCUUUGGUGAACGAAGUCGAGGCAAGAUCAUGUGUAGUAGAUUGUAAAAGUAUCGAGAAUUCAUGCCGGGCCAUAAUCCUUGCGGGUGGCAACUGCACUCAUUCAUGCUGUGACAAAGACUUGUGUAACGGUGGAAAAAGUGCAGCUGUGAAAGGAUCGCAAGGGUCUUUACUCGUGACAGCAAUGGCUCCUGCCAUAGUAUACUUAUCUACGUUGAAAGAAGAGGGCUAACAUUUUUCGAGUAUUUCUUUUUCAACAUAGCUCUAUAAUGUCUAAUUUUAAGCUACACGUUGUACUUUCCUCUCAGCGAUAAUUUUUUUCAAGGAUACACAAGGACAAUAAUCUCAAAGGCAAAGAGAAUUAACAGCAUUUUACUCGAUUGACAUUCGCAGUGUCGAUAAACGACAAAACUAACUAAACGCGUUAAUUAAAAUGCGCAUAAUUCCAGAGACGCUUGAUCAACCGUGUACAUCAUAGUUAUGAAAUGUUUCAUAUGUAUAAAUAGGAAACGUUGUGCUAUGAAAUCUGCAGAUCAGCUUGUGAGUUGAGUCUAUAUGUAUUUAAAACAACUUUCAUGAUUAUCUGGCUUUGGAGUUUAGGGAGUAGUAUUAAUGCACUCACUAUGUGUCAAUUUUCGACGAAUCACGGAUAACUAGUAUUUUUUCCUUUCCAAGGCGUCACGCGAAAAGAACAAGGCCUUUAUGACAAAAUAGAAGACAAGAGUAUUGCAACUGCGACUUAAAACUACCGCAAAAAACUAGCUUUUAAACUACAAACGUUCUUAAAAAUUCACAACCAAGCCCCAACAACACAGUCACAGAUCAGCACUCAUAUCAAGCGUUAAGGUUAUAUACCUAAUAUUUAUUUUUCUCCAGUCGUCGAUAACCAGUAGCAAGAGAAAAUAAUGGGACCACAUUAUCUUCUCUUUCUAGUAAGCAUCUUGAGCAUCAAGCAACAAUCUCAAUAUGAAAGGGGCAUAUAUAAAAGUUAUGAAGGAUUUUUAUUUUUCAUCUUUUGCUACCCUUUAUGUACGGGAAGUAAAGACGCUUAGGAAACUUUCUCAACUAUAAGUAAACCUGUCAUUUAUUGAAUGUUUGAUUAAGUUGAUGCAACCUGACAGGACAUCAGUGUGAAUAACAGUAUAUUCACUGUUGAAGUGAGUCUCAGUGAGUUCUUUGUGCACAAAUAUGGAGGGGAUAAUGAGAUAAAAUUCAACUCAAAGAUUGAGAUUUUUUUACUAGUAACUCUAUUCUUGUUUGUUUCAAGUCAAAGUGUUCUCAAUAAUACAUUUAGGGUGUGUACACUUCAAUUCUUCUUAUCACUGAGACCACAUUCAUCGACACAAAUGUUUCAUAAUUCUUACCUUUAACACAUAAAAUAGAGUUUCAGUGUUAUAACCAUUGAAAAUAGUCCCUCGUUUUGUCCAAAAUGCAACAAAAUGUUUUUUUCUUACUUAUAAAACGUUCUCUUGGAAAUCUUUUCACGACGGAUACAUCAUACACACAAAUAAUUCCAAUGAUGUAGUUACUUUCUUUAAGUGGCUGUAAAAAUUUAACUAAUUAUAACCAUUACAAUCUCCCCAGAUGA